Molecule: messenger RNA, 5082 nt
Organism: Myxocyprinus asiaticus (Chinese sucker)
Lineage: Eukaryota; Metazoa; Chordata; Actinopteri; Cypriniformes; Catostomidae
Product: mitogen-activated protein kinase-binding protein 1-like
Exons: 31
Coding region: 351-5075 (1574 amino acids)
Molecular function (GO): protein binding
Source: RefSeq, a predicted model, not a curated record
UCCGAGACCGGCUCACCGUCAAACUGCUCACUCUAAACAUGAAACAUGGUCCAUUUUAACAAAUGUACGUUAGUGUGGAGCGCGACGUCCACAGAUAUGUCAGACGACAGCACUACCGAACGGGAUUUAAAGCUCCUUUUAUAGUGGACAACGAUGACGGUUCCGGUGCUUUGGCUUAUUAUAUAAAAAUAAAAGGCUGUAAUCAUAUAAUGGCUUAUUAUAAACGUGUAUUGCUGAAUUGAUUGUCGACUGGUUGAACAGCGAAGGGCUACAGUUCCGCCGCCGUUCGUUGUUUUCUGUGACUGGAAACAUUGUUGCAAACAUUGGAUUCAUCAGCACACCAAAUCAAGAUGACAGUGGAAAAUACAACUAUUAAAAGCCGGAUUAAGAGUCUGCUCCGAUCGCCUUCCAUCAAAUUGAGAAGAAGUAAUCCUGGAAACAACAAGGAGAAUCUCAGUAAUAAGGUAACGUUGGAGAAAGUUCUGGGAAUCACUUCCGCUGGGAAUCGUGCUUUAGCGUGUGACCCACACUCAGGACUUGUUGGCUACCCAGCCGGGUGUGUGGUGGUGCUACUGAACCCUAAGAAAAACAAACAGCAUCAUAUUCUCAAUAGCUCCAGGAAAGCCAUCACUACGCUCGCCUUCUCUCCCGAUGGCAAAUAUGUGGUCACGGGUGAGAGUGGUCAUAUGCCAGCGGUGCGUGUCUGGGAUGUGGCAGAGAGGACACAGGUGGCGGAGUUGCAGGAACACAAGUACGGCGUGUCCUGUGUGGCUUUCUCCCCCAACAGCAAAUAUAUCGUCAGCGUGGGUUACCAGCAUGACAUGAUUGUCAACGUCUGGGCCUGGAAGAAAAACGUAGUGGUUGCCGCCAACAAAGUGUCCAGUAAAGUGACAGCUGUGUCUUUCUCGGAUGACAGCUCUUAUUUUGUUACAGCAGGAAACAGACAUGUGAAGUUCUGGUAUCUUGACCACACUAAGUCUUCCAAGGUGAACGCCACAGUCCCAUUACUGGGCCGCUCUGGUCUUCUCGGAGAGCUGCGGAAUAACUUCUUCAGCGAUGUGGCCUGUGGAAAGGGCCGGAAGUUGAGCAGCACAUUCUGCAUCACUUCCUCUGGGCUGCUCUGUGAAUUCAACAACAAAAGAAUGCUGGACAAGUGGGUGGAGCUUAGGAGAAAUGACAGUUUCGCAACUAGCAUGGCCACGUCUCUGUCAGUCACUGAGGAUCUGAUCUUCUGUGGUUGUGCUGAUGGUACCGUGAGAGCGUUCAGUCCUAUCGAUCUGCACUUCAUCUGCACGCUGCCUCACCCUCACUGUCUGGGCACAGACAUCGCUACUGUUACUGAGGCCAGUCACCUCUUUGCAUACAAGGAAAAUGUGCGCUAUCCUGAUGCAGUAGCUGUGUCCUACGACCCUGCGAACCGCUGGCUGUCCUGUGUGUAUAACGACCACAGUCUGUACGUGUGGGACGUCCGUGAUCUUCGUAAAGUGGGGAAGGUUUACUCCGCUCUCUACCAUUCAUCCUGUGUGUGGAGUGUAGAGGUGUACCCAGAGUCGAGGGAUGGUGAACAGCCCCGUUUGUCUCCAGGAUGUUUCCUCAGCUGUUCAUCUGACAACACUAUCCGCUUAUGGAACACAGAUGCUCAGAACACUACACUCAGCCGAAAUGUAAUCAGCAAUGACCUUCAGAAGGUCAUUUAUAUGGACAACAACAUCUCCACCUUGCUAGACACAGACUGCACCAUCUCCAGUAGCUCAGAGAAGGCUGACCCGCAGACCUCUGAGAACCGCACGGGCAUUAGGACCAUGUGUGUGAGUCCAGACGGGCUGCACCUGGCAUCAGGGGACCGCAACGGCACACUGAGAAUCCACGAUUUGGAGAGCAUGGAAGAUAUUCUGGAUGUUCAGGCCCAUGACUCUGAGAUCUUGUGUCUGGAGUACUCUAAACCAGAGACCGGGCUGAAGCUGUUAGCCACCGCUAGUAGAGACAGACUGAUCCAUGUGCUGGAUGUGGAGCAGGAAUAUGGUCUGCUACAAACACUGGAUGAACACUCGUCCUCUAUCACUGCUGUCCGAUUUGCUGCUAAUGAUGGCAAAGUCAGAAUGAUCAGUUGUGGUGCUGAUAAAAGUAUCUACUUCCGCACAGCACAGAAGACCGAGGAAGGCACACAGUUCACACGUACUCAUCACAUAGUGAGGAAGACUACUCUGUACGACAUGGAUAUCGACCCCACACGAAAGUACUCUGUAAUUGGCUGUCAGGAUCGCAGCAUCAGGAUCUUUAACAUCUGCAAUGGCAAACAGAAGAAAGUCUACAAGGGCUCUCAGGGCGAAGAUGGGACCCUUAUCAAGGUCCAGACGGAUCCCUCUGGUCUGUAUGUGGCCACAAGCUGCUCGGACAAAAACAUCAGUAUCUAUGACUUCUACACUGGAGAAUGUGUGGCUACCAUGUUUGGCCAUUCUGAGAUUGUAACAGGAAUGAAGUUUACUAAUGACUGUAGGCAUCUGAUAUCUGUGUCCGGAGACAGUUGUAUAUUCGUGUGGCGACUAUGUCCUGAGUUGACCAUCAAUAUGAGACAGCGGCUCUCAGACCUGAAACAAAACACCAAACCAGUUCAGAAGACCCCUCCGAACAAACAUCACACACUUAGCACAAGGAGAGAAAUCCACAGUGCUCCAGUCAUUGCUAACAUGUCAUCUGACAGUGACAAAGAUGUGGAGGAAGAGGAAUGUAUUGAGGAAGAAGAUGAAAUGUUUCCACACCUGUCAUCAGGCAGCAGUGCCAGCGAGGAGACUGGAUCAUCAGAGGAGAAGCGCAAUACUCUUAAUUCCAAGAUGAGGAAGCAAUCCAACAGCAGUACUGAAUGCGAGGGUUCAGGUCCACGGCCGAGGCGCCGCUGGUCCAGACGUUUAGGCAGUAUGGAUCUGAAGGUGAAGUCCAUGCUGGAUCUGAGGCAACUGGAGUCUUUCGCCAUGCCCUUUUUUCCCAGCAAAACCCCUGAUGUUCAUAAAGAACCUCCAUCUGCCAAGAACCAGGAACUGGGCAGCACCAUCAGCUUGCAGACCCUCGCUGCAUGGGUACCGGAAGAGAAUGGACCAGGUGGACAAACUCGUCCUCAUUACAUCCAGCUGUUGCCUCAAACCCAAGACACAGAGGUGCUGUAUCCUGAAGGAUGCGAUGACCAGAUCAGUCUUGCCGACAGUGAGUAUCAGGUUAAGAGGUUCCCUCAUGGAGCGAGAUAUGCUAAAGUGAACUCUUGCCCUGAGAAGCAGAGUCCAGAUAGUGCCUGCUCCAUGGAGUACUCUAGUAGUCGCCUGUCCAGCCCUGAGCACCCUGGUGAAGAUUCUGAGCCCACUGAACCACUGAGUGUAGAUGGAAACUCAUCAGAACUGGAUAUGGAAGAUCUUGAUGAGGAAGAAGAGGACAGCUUGAGGAAGAAUGUAGUUCAGGCUCCUGUGCCUCAGACCCCAGACAAGGAGGCUUUUCUCAAAAAACACUUUGCAAACCUAUCAGACCGCAACAAUCCUGCAAGUCCAACCAGAGUAGCUUCAAACAUUUCUGACAGCAUGUCAUCAAAGUUCCUCUCUCAAAACUCUCCCAGCAGACCUACAUUCCCUUUCCAUUCAAACAAAAGCAGUGACGGUAAAACCACCAGUGGAAUGGUGCGUCCCCUGAUCUCAGAAGUGCGCCCUCUCAUGGAGAAUAAGAGUCAAGGCAGACAGCAGGAGUCCCAAGGCUCUGAGAAGACAACAGGUCAGCGUUUAAUCCAGAAGAAACGCACACCUACCAUAGACUCUCGCAGACUGAUCAGCCCUGUUGCUAAAGCUGCUGCAAAUCAUGCUAGUUCUACAGGAAUGAGAAAAGCCCAAUCUAUCCACAACAUCUCCUCAGAAGCUGACACUGUCCAAACAUCCACUCGUCCCUCUCGGGAAGUCUACCCUCAGCCACAGACCCCUGAACGAGGUGUCUCCUCUACACCACGCCGUUCCCUUCCCACCGUCCCACUUACCAGUCCCACGACCACCCUGCCAAGAGACAUCACCACGCCCAUUAAGCUUAAAUCUCGCUCUUAUAUGAGCCCCACCACCAGCUCCAUGGCCAAGAUGUCCCGCUCAGUGUCCAUGGGGGACAGCCUGAACGUAGCAGAACUUGGAGAAGACACUGUAUCCUCUGGAUAUGACUCGUCCAAACCUCAGAGCACCUCCCAGAGCAAGCCCACCACUCCUGUCACCUUCAUCUCCUCCCCUGCAUCCCCAUUUCCAGGCCCCUACACGCCCCAUGCAGCUGUCAUACCUACAUUCAGUGCUGGAUCAACUGGAAGCUCAGCUUCUAAAGGUCUCCAGUCCAAACUGACUGGCAAUGCUCGCCCCCUGCUCCAUAUAGACAUUCCCAAUACUCUUCCAGACAAACUCUCCAUAUCCACCCUCUCACCAAGCAACAAGAGCCCCAGGCUUGUACAAAAUGACAAGGAGUCCUCAAGUAGAACACCAACAACUCCAUCACAUUCUGGAAAAUUUCAGCUGCCCAGCAGCAUCGUACAGCCGGUCUUAGCUGUACAUUUAACCCCAUCUGAAACCACAGACUCAGACCAGAUUGAGCUUAAUAUGGGACUCAAUCCAGACCAACCUAUAGACUUAAUGGAAGCUAACCUAAAGUCACAUUUGAAACCAGGAGAAGAGGAAACUGAGAAUGCCAUGGGCCAGGCCAGUCUUGGUCUUCUUCAGUCUCAGAAUUCAGACACAUCUCUCAGUGUUGAUUCUUGUAAGCUGGUUGCUAAUGAAUUGCAGAGCAGUUUUAAAAGAGCCUCCCACCUCUACAAAAUGCUAAGCAACUCCAACGACUCCAGCGACGAGCAGCAGAAGAUGACACGUGUGCUUAGCGAAGCUUUUGAGUCGAUGCGAGCCGAGCUGAACUCCCUGCCGCCCUGUGCUCCUUCAAAAUCACCAAGUGCUGGCACCAUGCGCAUGAUAGCUAACAGUGAUGCGACUCUGGGUGACAAUAGGACGCUAGCACUUCUAGAGCAGUAUUCCAAACUGCUCCUUACUGCGGUGGAGAAAAGAAUGGACAACAAAAUCUGACUUUUCC